AUGAGCAAAUUUGAAAAAGGCAACUCAGUCCAAGCAGACUCAGAACUAAUCCAAAUGAGAAGCAUUCUUCAAGACAAAUUAACUGAAGACCAAAAAGUGCAGUUGAAAAAUAAAGAAAAAUCACAAGUUUUGUUUGGGGAAGUUGUAAGACUGGGUGAAUCUCAAGAAAAAAUGAACGAAUUUUUGCAAAAUUUGUCGAUUACUGUAGAAAGUCGUGUGUCUCAGCUAGAAUCACGAUUAAAUCAUGGAGAACGACAAGUAGUGACUUUAGAUACAAAGGCUGAUACUAAUGUAAAUUUAUUGAUUGAACUAGCAGAAAAGGUGGAAAGGAGAGUCCAAAUGGUAGAAACUGCCCUUUUAGCUCUUGGUAAUGAGCAAGAGCAAGACCAUAAAAUAAUUGAUAAAGUUGAAAUUGGGUCACAAAGGCUCCAAGAAGACUUAAAACUGUUUUUACGUCAGUUGCAAGGAGAUAUACAGCACCGAGUUGAGCUUAAAACUGGAGAUUUAUUAAACCGGCUAAUCCAAGAACAAGAAGAAAGGCUGAGAACCCAUCAAGACCUAAAAUACACUUUUGAUGUCAAAGAAAAAAUGACACAUGAAAAAAUGCAGUUCGAUAGAGAAGAAUUCCGAGAUAGGCUCGCAAACUUAGAAACCCUAAUGAGGACAGAGUUUCAAAGAAAAGAAGAAAUGAUUAAUCAUUUAAAUGCAAAUUUAGACAUGCAGAUUAGAAGCAUUUUUGAAGGCUUGAAACAGGAAGAAGGAGCAAGAUUUCAAGGAGAAGCUAAUAUGAGGGAUGAUUUAUCACAGGUGGGAGAUGCUGCUAGAGACGCAAUUGAACAGUUCAAGAGCUAUCAAGCUUCAAUUACAGAGAAAAUGACAGAAAUGGUCAAAACCGAAAUCGAUUGUAGACUAAAGGCAGAAAAAGAUUUAAAGCAGAUGAUACAGAAUACAACUAAAGGGAUUUUCCAAGAACUGUCGAAUUAUAAAGAUGCUAUUGAAAAGAAUAGAAUUAAAGCAGAAUAUGACACUAAAGAAGCUUCAAAAUCUUUUUCAGAAAAAGCUGAUAUUUUAAGUAGGUAUAUAGAAGAAGAAACACAAAGGAAUGUAGAAGUAGUUAAAAGUCAGCAUCAGCAGACAAAAGAAAUGAUCACAACUAUUACAGAAAGCUUGAAACAGACUAUUAUAUCGAAUGAAAAAUUCAAGUCAGAUGCAACAAAAAAGUUUAUUAAGCAUGAUCAAUCUUUGCAAAUCUUAAAAAAUGAGCUAACUAAAAUUUCUCAUAUGGGAGACUCACAAAUAGUUGAAAAGAUGAGGGAGCUGCAAGCAAGCCUUGAAAGCCACCUAGGAGUCAAUACUAAAAUACUAGAAGACAGAAUAGAAAAUUUGGCUUCGAUGGUCGAUGUUAGCUUACUACCCCUACGUAAGUGAACAAAAAUUUUUGUUCGUUCAAUGAGGGGUUGUUUUAUAUGGUAAUUUUAUAGUACAAUUUUUUUUUUUCAAAAUCUUAAAAAUAGUUGUUUUUUAUUCAAUAAUUAGCUGAGAUUUCAUUAUAACGAAAUAUUUUUCAUAAAACAAUUUUGUUCACUCGUGAGUUUUUACCCAAAAAUUAAGGAUUUUUCCAAUCUUUUGUUCGUUCACGCGAGAGUUAGGAAAUUUCGAAAAAGCUUUAUAUUAUAAUCGAGAAACAUUUUCUGAUAUCAUCAACAAAUUAAACGAUGAAAUUUCAGAGCAGCAUCAAUGUGUUUGUGAAGAUCUUGAAAAAUUACUCGGAGGAUUAGAAACUUUGCAGUCAGAAAUUGACUCUAUCGCUGAUGACCUCAAUGAAAAACUCCAAAACGUUGCCAAGCAAACAGCUUUAAUAGAGUCCCAAACAACUGUCCAAUUAUCUACAGAAAAAUUAAUGCGUGAGCACAUGAUAAAUAAAUUUUCUGAAGAAAUUGAAGAUAAGCACAGAGACAUAGAUGAAAGCUUAGAAAAGAUCGAAGAAAGGCUGGAAGAAGAAGAAAAAGUUCAACAAGGAAACGACGACCGAAACCUAGAAAAAUUUGCCGAAAUUGGCGAAGAGAUGGGAAACAUUGUAAACUCUCUUGAUAGCUUGGGUAUGGAAUUAGGAAAAAUUGAAGAAAUCCGGGCCAAAAAUCAGGAAGAAGUUUUAAACUUGAUAAAAGAUCCAGUCGCCAAAGCAGAAUUCGAAAAUAUUCAAAAUGAGGUAGAAAAGUUAAAGCAGGGGACAAAUGAUAAAGAAAGGGAAACUGCUGAGUUUAUUGAGGAUAUAAAGAAUAAGGUGAAUGAUCUGCAGUAUAAAUUUGAUCAAAAUUCACAAGAGGUAAGAGAUUAUAUACAAGAAAUUUUUGACAGGAAAAUUGUUGGAUUGCAUGAAAAAUUGCAGAGGGAUAAUGAAAAAUUAUGAAAUAGUGUUGUAUCAACUGGCAGGAAUAAUGAAAUAAAGACAAAAAAUAAUUUAUCAGCGAUUCAUGAUAAAAUUAUGAAAAUUGCAAAUAAUUCUGAAGGGUAUAAACCUAAAAUCAGAGGUUUUAAACAAGAUAACUAA
Molecule: messenger RNA, 2551 nt
Organism: Blepharisma stoltei
Lineage: Eukaryota; Ciliophora; Heterotrichea; Heterotrichida; Blepharismidae
Source: the annotation of a GenBank genome assembly